Messenger RNA from Teleopsis dalmanni, 1015 nucleotides. RefSeq names its product structure-specific endonuclease subunit SLX1 homolog (gene slx1). The record is from RefSeq and is a predicted model, not a curated record. Gene Ontology annotation, biological process: double-strand break repair via homologous recombination. Gene Ontology annotation, molecular function: crossover junction DNA endonuclease activity; 5'-flap endonuclease activity. Bases 56 to 907 code for a protein of 283 amino acids. The transcript is spliced from 4 exons. Gene Ontology annotation, cellular component: Slx1-Slx4 complex. Lineage: Eukaryota; Metazoa; Arthropoda; Insecta; Diptera; Diopsidae.
AAUACAUAUUAUAUACAUAUAAUAACAAGUGUCUUAAUAUUUAUAAUCGUCUUCUAUGGAAAUGGAGGCAGACGUUGCGGAUGCCAAAGGAUUUUAUGGCGUAUAUUUGUUGUGCAGUGAAAGUACAGGAAGAUGCUAUAUCGGAUUUACUGUAAAUCCAAAUCGUCGUAUUAAGCAGCAUAAUCGCGGACUAGAAUUUGGCGGUGCUAAAAAAACCAACAAUAAAGGCCCUUGGAAAAUGAUUUUAUUAAUACACGGUUUUCCCAAUAAUAUUGCAGCUUUACAAUUUGAGUGGGCUUGGCAACAACCAACACUUUCAUCGCGUUUAAAGGAAUUCCAUGAACUCAAACGUAAACAGACAAAAGAAAAUUUUAUACAAUAUAACUUGCGUAUACUAAAUCGUAUGUUAUUAGUUGGACCAUGGAUGAGGCUACCAUUAACAAUACGUUGGUUAGAACCAACUUUUGCCCAAGAUUUCCCAGAAGCAACACAACCACCAUCUCAUAUGAAAAUAGUAUAUGGUAAAAUUUCUCUUAAAAAUACGAAGAGAAACAAAAAUGAUCAACCAGCCGCUAUAUGGUCAUCUGAAUGUCAUCUAUGUAUGGAAUAUAUAACAAACCCUAAGUCGUCCCGCAUUGGCUGCUCGAAUAGUUUAUGUAAGCUCACAUGCCAUAUUAUUUGUUUGGCAAACUAUAUUUUAGAUAAAAAUAAUCAGGGCCAUUAUAUACCAAUUGUUGGUGUAUGUCCGUUAUGUGAGACAAUUUUCACAUGGGCUAUGCUUUUACAACGCAAACGAAAUUUGGAACGAAAUAGCAUAGAGGAUGGGAAUGAAGAUAGCUUUACUGAAGGCUGUGACGAGCAUGAUACUGAUUCUGCAACUGCAGAUAUUUAUGAAAUUAGUGACUAAUUUGAUACUACAAUUAAUAAUUUAAUACCAUUAACAAGGAUUAUAAAAAAUUAAAUAUUGUAGACGUCGUACUAUCAUAUUUUAUAUAAAAUCACCCAAUUUUGGGAA